Messenger RNA from Aaosphaeria arxii CBS 175.79, 824 nucleotides. RefSeq lists its product as uncharacterized. NCBI's taxonomy places the organism in Eukaryota, Fungi, Ascomycota, Dothideomycetes, Pleosporales. The record is from RefSeq and is a predicted model, not a curated record. The annotation marks the transcript as partial. The transcript has 2 exons.
GGGCAAUAGAAUCCAAAGGAACAGAGAUAGAAACUAGACUGUAGGAUAACAAUGACGACACCCGUGUAUUGACCACCAUAUGGCCAGCGCUCGGGUUCGCUCAACCGCCGGGCAAAUCUUCACUGUUCCCAAAGUUUCCAUCUUCACUCUUUCACUCUGACGUCACAACAGCCCCACCUAACCACUUCUUCAACAUAUAUAACAGUUUUGGACCUCGUCCAUGUUUGCUUCUUCAUUCUCAUCUACUACAAAUCCAACAAACGAUUCUACACGUAACCAAUUGCAAAACUCCUCCUCACAUCUUCUUCUACAAGAACCCCACACAAUCCACAAUGGCAUCCAAGGCACAGAUCAUCGACGAGCGCAAGGCCAACCUUGAGCUCCCAGAGCAGCCCCCCGUCGCCUCCGACUUUAACUCCGCCGACGCCCGCACCGUCAACGUCGGUGCCGGCGGCCAGCAAGAGAACCUCGGCCUCGCCGGCACUGCCGCAUCAUCUGGUGCCGGCCGCGAGGCCAAGGACAACCUGAGCGGCCUCCCCAACGACGCGGCCGCCCAGGGCUCCAAGAACAAGGAGGGCCUUGCCGACACCACCAAGUAAACCCCUCCGGUGUGUGUGCAUUUCUGAACGAAAGGAAACUUUGGCGUUUUUUUGAGGGACAUUUUCACGGGCAUUCGAUGGGGACGGCGGGAAUAGGGAGUCCUCGUGAUUGAGCAUGAAAUUCGAAAGCGAUAAUCCAGUAGCGAUCGACUACUAAGGCUGAUAACAUCUUUUGCUAUCGUACGCCUGUUAUGAAAUGGAAUGAAAUCCCCAAAUCAAACUGAA